Messenger RNA from Triplophysa dalaica, 4933 nucleotides. RefSeq names its product BR serine/threonine kinase 2b (gene brsk2b). The coding region runs from base 218 to 2863 and encodes 881 amino acids. Gene Ontology annotation, cellular component: cytoplasm. Gene Ontology annotation, biological process: intracellular signal transduction; microtubule cytoskeleton organization; protein phosphorylation. NCBI's taxonomy places the organism in Eukaryota, Metazoa, Chordata, Actinopteri, Cypriniformes, Nemacheilidae. The record is from RefSeq and is a predicted model, not a curated record. The transcript is spliced from 20 exons. Gene Ontology annotation, molecular function: ATP binding; protein serine/threonine kinase activity; tau-protein kinase activity.
CGCAUACACGCUGGUGUGAGAUUUUCUAGGCUCUCGGCAGCAGAAAGAGAAAGAGGGAGACGCGGAGGAGAGAGCAGCAGCCCCACCGAUCCUCAAUCGAGAGAGGCAUCGUCUGGAGCAAGAGCUGGGCGGGGAGAUAACUGCGGUACUGAAGAAAUACUUCAUUGCCGAACUGCAGCAAUCUAUCGGCAGCGCAACUUCGUCCCCAUAACGCAAAAUGUCAUCGUCGGGAAAAGACAACAGCUCGCAACAUGCGAAUUACGUGGGACCGUAUCGCCUGGAAAAGACGCUUGGCAAAGGACAGACAGGCCUUGUGAAACUUGGCAUCCACUGUGUCACAUGUCAGAAAGUUGCUAUUAAAAUUGUAAACCGGGAGAAACUCAGCGAGUCUGUCUUAAUGAAGGUGGAGAGAGAAAUAGCUAUUCUGAAACUCAUAGAACACCCUCAUGUUUUGAAGUUACACGACGUCUAUGAAAAUAAAAAAUAUUUAUAUUUGGUUCUAGAGCAUGUGUCAGGUGGAGAGCUCUUUGACUACCUGGUAAAGAAGGGCAGAUUAACACCCAAAGAGGCGAGGAAGUUUUUCAGACAGAUCAUCUCCGCACUGGACUUCUGCCACAGUCACUCUAUAUGCCACAGAGACCUGAAGCCAGAGAACUUGCUGCUGGAUGAGAAAAAUAACAUCAGGAUAGCAGACUUUGGCAUGGCUUCUCUACAGGUUGGAGACAGUCUCUUAGAAACCAGCUGUGGAUCGCCUCACUAUGCUUGUCCAGAGGUUAUACGGGGGGAGAAAUAUGAUGGCAGGAAAGCUGAUGUAUGGAGCUGUGGAGUCAUUCUCUUUGCACUUCUAGUGGGUGCUUUGCCGUUUGACGAUGACAACCUGAGGAACCUGCUAGAGAAAGUGAAGCUGGGGGUCUUCCACAUGCCCCAUUUCAUUCCUCCAGACUGUCAGAACCUCCUGAGGGGGAUGAUAGAGGUGGACGCCACCAAGCGACUCACGUUAGAACAGAUACAGAAGCACACAUGGUACAUAGGAGGGAAGAAUGAACCAGAACCGGAACAGCCUGUGCCGCGGAAAGUGGCGAUUCGCAUGCUACCCUCCACCGAGGAAAUCGACCCAGAUGUGCUGGAAAGCAUGCACUCACUGGGCUGUUUCAGAGACAAGAACAAACUGAUGAAAGACCUGCUGUCAGACGAAGACAACCAGGAAAAGAUGAUCUACUUCCUCCUGUUGGACCGUAAGGAGAGAUAUCCAAGCCAUGAGGAUCAGAAUCUACCACCCAGAAAUGAGAUAGAUCCUCCCAGGAAACGAGUGGAUUCUCCACUCUUGACCAGACACAACAAGAGGAGGCCAGAGCGCAAGUCGAUGGAGGUGCUGAGUGUAACCGAAGGCGGUUCUCCUGUUCCUGUGAGACGAGCAAUUGACAUGGCACAACAUGGACAGAGGUACAGAAUUGGUAAAUCUGUUUUCAGUAAAAGCUUGGAUAUCUCAGAUGCCAACCCCAUACUGCAAAGCAAGGACGAGAGGUCUCGGUCCAUCAGCGGAGCCUCAUCUGGUCUGUCCACAAGUCCGCUCAGCAGUCCUCGGCCCAUGCGGCGAUUCGCUGUUCCCCCGCAAUCCGCAGAUCUCACAUAUUCGCCAAACAACAGCCCCACUCACGCUCCUGUGUCGCGGUUUAACGGCACAGGCCCCCAUUCCCCCAAAACCUUUCAACCAAAGACAGUUGUCCUUCAAUUCAACAACAAAACCCAGACCCUACCAGCCAAGCCCAAAGUCGCAGACAAGCCCCUGCAAGCCACCAGGUCCAACCCACUACCUGACACAACGGCCACGCCAUCAGCGGCAAAAUCUGAACCGUCUACGCCCUCCACGCCCUCCCAUCCCCUGCCGCCACCAAUACCCAACAGCCCCAAGGUGCGGCGACCUCCUCUCACGGUGCCUCCCAAACUCUCCGUUCCCCUUUCUCCCCUUUCGCCCAUCCGGCUUCACCAUCUCCACCCGCUGGCCGGGACUGACCACAACGGCAAAUCUAUCCCCACCAUACAGGUUACGCCCCACCCCUCCCCCAGGGGUAGCCCGCUGCCGACGCCAAAAGGGACGCCGGUGCACACACCUAAGGAGAGCCCAGCGGGGACCCCCAGCCCAACACCACCCCCAAGCCCAUCCAUCGGAGGCUUGCCCUGGAGGACACGCCUCAACUCAAUCAGGAACAGCUUCCUUGGCUCACCACGCUUCCAUCGCAGGAAACUACAAGUUCCCACGCAAGAGGAGAUGUCCAGCCUAACACCAGAGUCUUCCCCCGAACUUGCCAAAAAAUCUUGGUUUGGAAACUUUAUCAACCUUGAAAAGGAGGAGCAGAUCUUUGUGGUGAUUCGAGACAAGCCCCUGAGCUCCAUCAAAGCAGAUAUCGUCCAUGCCUUUCUUUCUAUUCCCAGCCUCAGCCACAGUGUGGUGUCUCAGACGAGUUUCCGGGCAGAAUACAAGUCUACGGCCAGCCCGACCGUGUUCCAAAAACCAGUGAAGUUCCAGGUGGACAUCACCUACACCGAAAGCACGGCUGCCACUAAGGAGAACGGCAUCUACUCCGUCACUUUCACUCUGCUCUCAGGUCCCAGCCGACGCUUCAAACGGGUGGUGGAUACGAUUCAGACUCAGUUGUUAAGUACACACGACCAGCCCGGUGUUCAGCAGCUGCCUGGCAGCCCAUUGAGUAACUUCUUUGACGUAAUUAAACAGCUCUUUUCAGACGAGAAGAACGGGCAGGUGUCCCAUCCGCCCGGCACACCCAAGCAUGUUGCCAACAGCAAGAGACAUGACCCAGAACCUAAUGCCUCCAAAUGUCCAUCUGGCCAAGACAAAGCCUAGAUGGCAUCAUCAGUUGGGACACAGGAACAACCUUAUAACCAGGAGAAUUACUAAUUUACUAGUUAAAAAGUCAAGUUGUGGUGAAAACUGAAGGGAUGCUGUUGACUCGAGUUGGUUUUAAGCGUGAAUCCUGCAACAAACAUGCCUACAAAGUUUUAUAUCACAAGAUUAAUAUUGAAGUACUGUAUGUACCUACCAGACACUUUACAAAAGGCACACCAAGGCGUACUGCACACAUUUCUCUCCAGUGUUGUUUGCUCCUUACAGUAUAUCUUUGUUUUAUGAUGCCUUUAUUUAUUUCUGCUACCAGGAAUUAUCCAGAAAACGUGUUAAGUCCAAGUCCUGCUCUUGCACAAGAUUCAUGAAUGGCACAUUGAUGGAGGGCACAUUACAGUACAAGCUGAUGGAAACUCCUCAUUCUGAUGCAUCUAAACUUCUCAAAUCCCAACCAGAUCUGUUCCAACUUAUUCCUCAAACUGCUUUCUUCUGCAUCUACAUACAGCCCCACAUGUCCAAGGAUUUGGAGCGAAGCCUUAAAAUAAAGAUGUUUAUUGUACAAUAAAUCAAUUCUCAUUAUGCUAACCCCCUGCUUUCCACCUUUCUUUCGUUUUUUAAUCUAUCUGCUUGUCCUCUCUCUUUUUCUCUCUUUCUGUCCUAUGCUGAAACACACAUUCACAAACACAGAUAUUAACAAAUGAAGAAGGAAAUUGUUGCAAAAGGACAAAAGACAGUUGGAACUUUGGACGUCGUAAUGCGUUUGAGGAGUUGCCCUCAAGGACCCUUGUUGGAUUGUAUUCAUUUCAAUGUAGUCUUUCUUUGUGAAAUGAAGAAUUUAAACAUUUUAUGGACUCAGUGUCAUUGCUGUACAAGAUUUGGAGAUCCUAUUUGAAAAAUUAUGGGGAGAACAUCUUUGGUGUUGGUUGUGAAGUGGGAUAACAGGGUGGGGGGAUCACAGUGAAAUGAUUUAUUCUGUUGUACAGACUGAAAAUAUUCCUUAUGUAUGAAAUGUCAAUCAGUGACAUUGCUUAGAUGAAUUGUGUUUCCACAUUCUGUUUUUUCCUCAUGUAGCGUUAAUGAAACGUUAGUUUGAAAUGAAAAUUAUGCGUAAUGUAUUCAAAGGUUACUCAUGAUGUCCAUUUUAAUUUAUGUUUUGGUUUCCUUUUGAGAAACAUCUGCAGGAUUCAGAGAACUUUUACCCUCAUUUUUGUAACUUAUUUAUCUGUUAUUGUCUUUUUUUAUUUAUUCAGCUGGGGAAUAUUUAUAUAUACAAAACCGGGUGGUGGAGAUUUUAUCGUCUGCCUCAGGGCGACUCGUCAAGAUUGUUUGAAGGAUUUUGUGUUUUGUGUACAAUAACACACAUCCGAUUUUGUGAAUGAAGCACUCUCUUUCCCGGCUUUGUCCAGAUAAAAGAGCGUGUAGUAUAUGUUAAAUUAUUUACCGGUAAUUUAAGAAUGUAGACUAGCCUUUAGGUGGGGGGGCGAUGGAUAAUGAAGUAUUGAUAUUUGUCACUCAUCUCAUUGUGCGUGUAUAACAGGUGGACAUGCUCAAAUCACACGUUGUAAAUAGACAACUUUGAGCAAACAACUUUUCUAAAAAACAUCAAGGGGAUGCCGCAGCUCCUGGCUCGAUCUCUCGUAAUGCAUGUCCGACAUUCGGCAUUAAUUUGCAUGGUGUUAAAUUUCUCCUCAUCCUCUUUUUCACAAUCAGAUUUAUAAGACUUGUUUCCUGCCUUUUACCCCUCAUGUCAUGCGUCAUGAGAUUUAAGUUUGUCAUUUACCCUCCUCAUCUCCCUUACAUUCUCUCGUCUGUAUCAUACUCUCGGAUUUGGGGGUGGGUGGUCUGGGAUGUCACACACAUGAUCACUUACGGGAACAUACAGCGUGGAGAAAAAGCGGAGAUGUAAUCUAAGCAAUACACAUUAUUGUCCUUCCUAUUUUGUACUUUGGGAGAAAGGCUGGAUGAUGUAAUGUAUCACGGAUUUGAGCGGGAAGAAUAGACUUGCCGCUAAUGUAUCCCCUUGUAACUACUGUGAACAACUUCAGUGCAAAGGAAAUAAAUCCAUUGACUUUG